Molecule: messenger RNA, 2750 nt
Organism: Alnus glutinosa
Lineage: Eukaryota; Viridiplantae; Streptophyta; Magnoliopsida; Fagales; Betulaceae
Product: pentatricopeptide repeat-containing protein At1g26900, mitochondrial
Exons: 1
Coding region: 314-2137 (607 amino acids)
Biological process (GO): RNA modification
Molecular function (GO): RNA binding; protein binding
Source: RefSeq, a predicted model, not a curated record
AUUAUUGCUUGUGGGCUCUGUUGCCUAAUGUCAUAUGACCACCAUAUUUUUUGAGGAAUAUAUAUAUAUAUAUAUAUAUUAUGACCACUAAAUUUGAACGUUGAUAUCAAUGAUCCGACGAAAACAGCUUCAGUGAACAUCACCGAGGCAGAAGAUCACAGAGAGUCAUGUGGGCGAAGUUUGGAGUCCGCAAAGGUGACGAUUGCGUUGGCCUAAAAAUGAACUACAGCAGUCGAAGAGGGUAUUACUUUCCAGGAGCUAAAUUUAACGGGAAGAUUUAAGGGUUGCUGCGAAAGAGCGUAGACUCUGGCUCAUGACCUUAGGCAAUGCCUCUUGCCUGAGGCAAAGAUUCAACCUUUGCCCCAGACUUGUUAACCCAAAACGCUACCCUACGUUCUCAGAGGUCCAGAAGCUUGUUUCUCUUUUGAAAUCUUGCAAGAGAACCUCAGAAACCUCUCAAGUCCAUGGCUUUAUGGUCAAGACUGGCCUUGACCAUGUCCCCUUCACUCUGAGCAAGCUUCUUGCGUGUUCCAUCCAAGACAUGGAAUACGCAGCCUCCAUUUUCAAUUAUAUACAAAACCCCAAUUUGUACAUGUUCAAUACCAUGCUCAGAGGCUAUUCCAUUGGUGAUGACCCAAAGCAAGCUUUUGGUAUUUUCAGUCAUUUGAGGGCUCAAGGAAUUACGCUAGACCAGUUUUCUUUUAUGGCUACUCUUAAAGCCUGUGCUCGUGUAUUGGCCAUUGGAACUGGGCAAGGGAUUCAUGGGGUGGUUGUGAGGUCUGGGCAUGGGCUGUUUAUCGAUGUAAAGAAUACCCUUUUGCAUUUGUAUUGUGCUUGUGCGAGAAUUGGGGAUGCCCAUAAGAUGUUUGAUGAGUUUCCUCAAUAUGAUUUGGUUUCAUGGAACACUUUGAUGGGUGGCUAUCUUCAUAUGUCUCAGCCUACUAUUGUAUUGGAUUUGUUCUGGCAGAUGUGUAGGAGUGGUUUGAGAGGCAGUGUCGCCACAAUUUUGAGUGUUUUAUCUGCUAUUGGUGAUUUUGAGAACUUACGUGGAGGGGAAUCUCUUCAUGGACAUUGCAUUAAAGUUGGCUUUUGUUCUGACUUAAAUUUGGUUACUGCUUUGAUUGAUAUGUACGCAAAAACUGGGAAUAUUGAAUUAGGGCGUUGGGUUUUCAAUGAAGCUGCAGAAAAGGAUGUUGUUACAUGGAAUUGUAUAAUAGAUAAGUAUGCAAGAAGUGGCAUGGUAGAAAAUGCGAUAGCUCUAUUACUUGAUAUGAAACUGCAUGGAGUGAAGUCGAACUCGUCUACAUUGGCAGGAUUGCUUUCAGCUUGUGCUGCCUCUGGAGCCAUAAAUGUAGGCCGCCGCAUUAAUGACUAUGUGGAAGAGGAGGAAAUGGUGCUGGAUGCGGUUCUUGGAACAGCCUUAGUUGAUAUGUAUGCUAAAUGUGGGUUCUUAGAGAAGGCUAUUGACAUUUUUGAUAGAAUGGAGAGCAAAGAUGUGAAAUCUUGGACAGCCAUGAUUUCUGGUUAUGGCGUUCAUGGACAGGCGAGAGAUGCCAUUAAGCUAUUCUACAGGAUGGUGCAGGAGGGCUGUAGACCUAAUGAAGUCACUUUCUUGGCAAUUUUAAGUUCUUGUGGCCAUGGAGGUCUGGUGACAGAGGGCAUGAGAUGUUUUGAGAGGAUGGUUUGUGAGUAUGGCCUAUCACCAAAGGUUGAACAUUACGGAUGUAUGAUUGAUCUUUUAGGUCGUGCUGGAUUGCUGGAGGAAGCACAUAAGUUAAUCAAGAGCUUGCCCAUUAGGGGUGAUGCUACUGCAUGGCGUUCACUGCUUGCAGCUUGUAGAGUCUAUGGGAAUGUUAAAUUGGGGGAAUGUGUGAAGAGGGUGUUAGUAAACAUAUAUCAUGAACACCCCACUGAUUCAAUCCUUCUCUCUAGCACUUAUGCCAUUGCUGGCAGGUUGCCAGAAGAAAGAAGAAUGGAGGAAAUGAAGGAAGGAAAGAUAAUGAAAGAAGUGAAGUGUAAGUCAGUUGGAACAGAGGAAGAAAGGGUGACGAAGGAAGCUGGAUGUAGCAUAAUUGAGAUGGAUUCUCACUGGUGGCCUGUUGAGCACCUAGUUGGGGAAAUGAGAUCAAAUCACUGACAGGUACUCAUUCCCUGCCUAGAAGAACAUUAGCACUUUUUCCCUGUAUGACAAUUUUUUUUUGACAAACUGACCCAAUAAGAAUGCAUGUUAUUUUCUCUAGUUGGAAUAAGAGAAACGACCAUUCUAGAUCUUGCAAAUUCAAGUUCUUUUAGGUUACUAACUCUAUCCUAACACAAAGGAAAAUGAUAGGGCUAUUACAACUUAAGUAUAAACCUCUUACAAAUUAACAAGACAGUCCACAUGACACUUAUCACGUCAACCACGCUAGCCCCAGAUUCAACUACACAGCCACUUCUCCAAGAUCCACAGCUAGGCCGUGGGUCUCAAUGUUCAGAGACUACGGCUAGAGACCCAUGACCAAGCUGAAAAUGGUGCCUAAACGAAGAGGAAGAGACGAGAUAGUUGGUGUCAUCAAUGUGGAGGCAGCGAAAUAAGAGACGAGCCAAGGAGGCAGAGUGGAAACCCUAGUGCCACAUGGAUUGCCAUGGCAAGUGUAAUGUCAGUUUGUAAGGGAUUUGUAAUAAAAGUUGUAGUUGAAGACAUUUAAUUCAAUUCUUACUAUAGAUUAAAAAAGAAGUCAAGAAAUAAAAAUCUUUUAUGCUUCUCUUCA